Messenger RNA from Symbiodinium natans, 2376 nucleotides. Lineage: Eukaryota; Dinophyceae; Suessiales; Symbiodiniaceae. The record is from the annotation of a GenBank genome assembly.
AUGGCGGAGCUCAUCUUUGAUGAGGACCAGGCUGACUUCAUGGGUUCGGCCACUAAGGAGUCCACCAGUGCCGAGUCAGGGCAGUGUGAUCUCAGCAGCUUGCCGCAGUUGAGCGCAGCUGAUGAGAAGAAGCGCAAGACCAUCAAUCCAGAUCGCUUGUGCUGCAUUUGUCAAGAAGCCCAAGCGCUGCCGAAGUUCACUUUCUGCCGUGAUUGCAAGAAGGACGUUCAGUCCUGUGCCAACUGUGCAAAGAAGGAGAAUAGGCUGAAGGAUUGGAAUCGCUUGACAAAGACCACUGAGGGCCUGCGUCAUGUGGUUUUGCACUACAAGCGAAAUUGCCCUUCCAAAGGCCAAGGCGUGAAGCGAGAUGCCAUGGACUGGACCCAGUACCUCACCAGCACGUACACCAACAAGGCCACGAAGACCGGAGUUCGAGAUGUCUACAUGGAUUGGCCGCAGUACGAGAAGUGGGCCUUCGAGAACAAGAGCCUGUCUUCUGGUGAAGCCCUGGAGCAGUGGGAGUCGUUUGAGCGCAACGGCACAGACCAUGACUUUGGCGGCCGGUCGGGGUUCGAGAAGCGCUUUGCCGUUGCAGCUGAAACUUACAGACUGCGUGAGACGGAGGUGGGCAGCCGAGAGGAGAUGCUGUCUGGUGGGAAGCAGCAGAAGGGCAAGGCCCAGGAGAGCCUGCAGCAGAGCGUGGGGCAGAUGUUGCGACGUGCCCAGGAUACGCAGCAUGGCUUCCAAGACAAGGUGACUGCUUUCCUUGACAAAGCAGCAGUGAGUGCAGCAGAAGAGUCGUCCCCUGAAAAGCUGCGAGAUGGCGAUGAUGCACGGUCCGUGUUCGGGGACGGCUCGGUUGCUGGCUCUGAGAAGAACCAGUUGAAGGGUCUGGCUGCCGAAGACCUGCUUGGCGAGAUGGAGAGUGCCCCGAAGAGCAAUGGCAAAGGCGGUGGCAGGAGGGUCAAGGACAUCGCCCGGCUUCGGGCAACUGCGUACGAGAAGCAGAAGAAGGUGCUGAGCACUCUGGGCACCGACGCAAUCAGCCAGAUUGAAGCCGCGGACAAGCUGGUUAAUGACAACCAGGCCUCGAAGACGGAGUACGAGCACUUCUUUGACAUCAUCAAGGUGCGAAAGGACCUGUUGCAGCAGCUGGCAGGCAAGGACACCACACAGGCGGCGUACGAGUCCUAUGUGCAGGGAUUGGACGACAAGAGCCUUGCCUUGCAGCCUCUUGCAAAGGCCGUUCUGCUGAAGACACAGGCCUUGCCCGGAUGCAACGACCUCUGCCAGUCGGUGCUGGUGCAGACCGAGAAGGGCGAGUUGGACAACUGUUGUAAGGACUUGACGGAUCACGUUGCCGUCCACAACCAGGUCCGAAAUGCCCUGAAAACCAGCUGCAAGGACUUGGACUCCACCGUCAAGCAGGCCCUGCGGCGGCAGAAAAAGGAGAAAGAAAAGGCGGACAAGCAGAAAGCGAGUGACGAGAAGAAGAACACAGAGGACAAGCAAGCCUUGGCGGAGAAGCUGAAGGCAGACAAGGACAAAGGUGUGUACUCCACCCUUCUGCAAGCCCCAGCCAACCUUCUCACUGAGCUUGGAAUGAGCAGCGUGGCAACAUACCCCGAUGUUGCUGCAGUGAAGACUUCCAUCAUCAAGAGCGAGGCUCCCUUCAUCAUCACCUCUUUCAGUGAAGUGAAGGCAUUCAUCGAUCAAAGGCCUGCGCUGAAGUGCUUGAUCACCAACUUCAGCCAUCAGUUCCCGGGAACUGCCAUGUGCUCGAGAACUGGAAGAGCCCAGUCCCCAGUGAAAACUGCGAAGGGCGACAACAUUGCAGAGGAUCUGCAAGCCUUGCUUGGUGGGGUUGUUCCUCUCCUCGAGACAAGUGUUCCGGAGAAGUUGCAGUCCGUCACACACGCUGCCCUGUAUGGCUUUACGAGUGACAUGGUCUACUAUGGCUUCGAGGAGAGAGGCCUGCCACAGUUGCGCUACAUCUGCCAUGGCUCGCGGCAAGUCUUCAUGAUCCACGUGCAGGAUUUCCUUGCGACCAUCUCCAAAACAGACAAGGCAGACCUCCGUGAAGUGCUGCAGCUGUGGAAGGUGAUGGAUAUCUUUCGGUGGAAGCAGAUCGAAGGGGGCUUGCCUGUGCUCCACACCUGCAUCCAGAAGCCCGGCUCCUUGAUGUACAUCCCGCCAGGGUUUUUGAUCGCCGAGAAAGUGCUCAACAGUGAGAAGGUGGUGGGGAUCAGAAUGAGCUUGAUCCCUCGCUGCUCGAAGAAUGCGGCCCAGUUGGACAAAUUCAGAAACCUGCUCCCUGCAGAGCAUCCGUACCUUGAGAUGACAGAGCUUGCUGUUAACAGCAUGCGCGAGUCAUGA